AUGUCUACUGGUAAGAUGAACGCCACCGUCAGCUUUGGAAAUGAUCCUACGAAUUCCACCAAGUUCGAAGUAGACAUUGACAGCAUUUCUAGAUCAGGUAUUGAAUUAUGCUUGAAAAAUAUAUCCGAGAGGAUGCAAGAAUGGGGAAAGCAUCAUGAGCAUACCGCUGAUUUCGAUGAAACUAAGACGAGGGCGAAAAGAAGAUUCCAGGAAGCUGGGAAGGGCAGAAGUGAGAAAAACGAUAAAGAUAAGACUGCUUCAAAUGGCGGCGGGCCCGCCAAGCGUAUUCAUCAACAGGAACCUCAAAAACCAACUACACCUUGGAUUGAAGAUGUUACAGAGCUGGAAGACGAGUACAUUGAGGAUCGUGUGACCGAGGUGCUGGACAUUGAAUCGAUCACAAGUUGUGUUUCAGUCAGGUCUUCAGAUGUAAACGACGAUGGAAAAUUAUUACAAAGCUCUAACAAGGAAGAAGCUAGUGCUGAUGCCUUUGAUGUUGGUGCCGUGGCUGCAAUGGUUGGAGGCUUGGUUUGUGCGGUGGCAUUCGCUUGGAGUGGAAAGGGAAAAAAGGCUAAGGAAUCCAUGAAAAUAUUUACUCGUGGAUUUGACGCUGCAUGCGAUAAAUUGUGA
Molecule: messenger RNA, 630 nt
Organism: Candidozyma haemuli
Lineage: Eukaryota; Fungi; Ascomycota; Pichiomycetes; Serinales; Metschnikowiaceae
Exons: 1
Coding region: 1-630 (209 amino acids)
Source: RefSeq, a predicted model, not a curated record